AUGCAAGCCAAGAGAAGGUAUUUAUUAGUUUUUGUAGUAGCCUUUUUAACUUUUUGGUACUUUGGUGGAUAUCGUUUACGACGCAUUCAAGAAGGACAUAUAAAUAUAGAUAAUUUGCCUAACUAUAUUAGUAUGAAUGUUAUAGAUACAGGAUACUUGGUUAGGGGAAGAGAAAGAUUUUCUGAUGGUGCUAAAAACUGUAGAAUGGAAACAUGCUUUGAUCUUAGUAAAUGUCAGAAAGAUUUCAAGGUAUAUGUGUAUCCUCAGGAGGACAGUAGUGUGCCUAGUCCGUCCUAUCUAAAACUGCUCAAUGUCCUACUAGAAUCUAGAUAUUAUACCACUGUUCCCAGAGAAGCUUGCAUUUUUGUACUGAGCAUUGAUACCUUAGACCGUGAUCGCUUGAGCAAUGAUUAUGUUCGCAACAUGCAGAAUAGAUUACUAAGGUUACCUCAUUGGAAUGGUGGUCUCAAUCAUGUUAUCUUCAAUUUAUAUUCUGGGACUUGGCCAAACUAUACUGAAAAUGAUCUAGAUUUUGACUAUGGGAAGGCUAUUCUUGCUAAAGCUAGUAUGUCUGAAAAUCAUGUACGGGUAGGAUUUGAUAUAAGUAUUCCUCUAUUUCAUAAGAUUCACCCUGCCAAAGGUGGAGAACCUGGAGCUACUUCUGCCAAUAACUAUCCUCUAGAGAAAACUUAUCUUCUUGCAUUUAAAGGGAAAAGAUAUGUACAUGGUAUCGGCUCAGAUACUAGAAAUUCAUUAUAUCAUUUACACAAUAAAAGAGACAUAAUCAUGGUCACCACAUGUAGACAUGGGAAAAGUUGGAAGGAUAUGAAGGAUGAGAGAUGUGACGAAGAUAACAAGGAAUAUGACAAGUACGAUUAUGAAACAUUACUACAAAAUUCCACAUUUUGCUUAGUUCCUCGAGGUAGAAGGUUGGGUUCUUUCCGAUUUUUGGAAGCUCUUCAAGCAGGUUGCAUUCCUGUUCUACUCUCAAACAGUUGGGCAUUGCCUUUCUCUCAAGUUGUGGACUGGAAUAAAGCUGUGGUUUGGGCAGAUGAAAGGCUUCUAUUGCAGGUACCUCAUAUAAUCCGUUCCCUAUCUCCAAGGAAAAUCUUGCAACUUCGCCAACAGACACAGGUUCUCUAUGAUAGAUACUUUUCUUCCAUAGAAAAAAUAGUGUAUACUACCUUAGAAAUAAUUCGUGAAAGACUUCCCAAACAGCCAAUUAGAGAUGGUAUGUCAUGGAAUAACUUUCCUGGAGCCUUAGUGAUGCUGUCAACAUUUUCUGAUUUUUCUGAUGAUUUUCCCUUUCACAUAGAAAAAGAUGAGAGAAUGGGAUUUACGGCAGUGAUAUACUGUCAAUUAGGAGUGCCAUUAGCUUCAAAUUCUCCUCUGUACAGGUUAGUAACAAAUGUGGGACGAAGCAAGUAUAUAGCAAAAAUAUUAAUAGUUUGGUCAAGUGAAAAGCGUCCAGCUAAUAGAAAUAGGUGGCCUGGGUUACCUUUACACGUUCCGUUACAUAUAGUCCAGCCGAAUGUGAAUUCCAAUGUAGGAAAUGAAGUCAAAUCCAGUAUAUCACAGAGAUUUUUCACUCAUAAGGAAAUUGAAACUGAAGCAAUAUUAUCUUUAGAUGAAGACACAGUUCUUACUACAGAGGAAAUUGAUUUUGCGUUCAUUGUAUGGAAACAAUUUCCUGAUCGGAUUGUAGGAUAUCCAGGAAGAUCCCACUAUUGGGACGAUUCUAAAUCAACUUGGGGCUAUACUUCUAAAUGGACCAACGAUUAUUCCAUCGUAUUAACAGGAGCUGCCUUUUACCAUAGAUACUACAAUUAUCUAUACACAGAAUGGCUAAGCCCGUUGUUACACAAAACCGUAGAGCAGAGUCAGAAUUGCGAAGAUAUACUGAUGAACUUUUUAGUUAGUCAUGUCACACGAAGACCUCCAAUAAAAGUUACCCAAAGGAAACAAUACAAAGAACAACCUAGUGCAGGUAGUUGGUCACCUUGGAACGACCCGGAUCAUUUCAUCCAAAGGCAGACUUGCUUAAACACCUUUGCUGCUGUUUUUGGUUACAUGCCACUGCUCAGAUCAAACUUAAGGUUAGAUCCAGUUCUUUUUAAAGACCCUGUUUCUAAUAAAAGGAAAAAGUAUCGUAGGAUUGAACUUGUGGGGAGUUAG
Messenger RNA from Diabrotica balteata, 2175 nucleotides. Lineage: Eukaryota; Metazoa; Arthropoda; Insecta; Coleoptera; Chrysomelidae. The record is from the annotation of a GenBank genome assembly.